This is a messenger RNA of Chlorocebus sabaeus (green monkey), 9077 nucleotides long. RefSeq names its product golgin A3 (gene GOLGA3). The record is from RefSeq and is a predicted model, not a curated record. NCBI's taxonomy places the organism in Eukaryota, Metazoa, Chordata, Mammalia, Primates, Cercopithecidae.
CUCCUGAAUGCUUGUCUGCGCCUGACGAGCGCGGCAUGUCCUGAAGCUGUCCACUGCCGCCACUCGGGCAGUGCUUGUGCCUUUAGUCUGGCCCUUUGCAGCUGACAAGCGUGACUUGGUGUCGGGUGGUUCGUGGGAAGCCAGGGUUUCAGGAGUCCGAGCACUUCCUUGUUUGCCUUUGUCGCUGGCGGACUUGUCUCCAUUCCAGGUGCCCAGAGCGAGUGGGGCCGGGCGUUGUCACGGGUAUCAUGAUAUUAGCUGGUUUGACCUCAAGCCAUUUGAGUCAUUCGAUCUCCUGAAAAUGGGAGACACAGUGGGGCCCCUCCCAGGAGCUCUUGGCUGUUGCUGAUGGCAGAAACUACGCUUGACCAAGGCUCACUUGUAGCCCCACGGCGUCAGUGCAGCUGGUGUCGUCCUGACCAUGGACGGUGUGUCGGCCGAGCGGGAUGGCCUCCAGGAGGACAGAUCCCACGGUGGCCCCUUGGCUCUCCCCGAGGGCCCCCUGAAGCCCCCGGGCCCAGUGGUGCCACCUGACCAGGACCCACUGGUGCCACCUGACCAGCAGGACAAAGCCCAGCGUGCUGAGGUAAACAGAGCUUCCACGGAAGGAGAAAGCCCGGAUGGACCUGGCCAGGGAGGCCUCUGUCAGAACGGGCCAAUGCCACCCUCGCCAGACCCUCCGUCAUCUCUCGACCCCACCACAAGCCCAGUGGGCCCUGAUGCCUCUCCAGGUGUGGCUGGUUUCCAUGACAACCUAAGGAAGGCUCAGGGAGCUAGUGCUGAGGGCAGUGUUAGAAAAGAAGCUUUGCAGUCUCUCAGACUCAGUCUUCCUAUGCAAGAAACGCAACUGUGCUCUACAGAUUCUUCCCUGCCACUGGAGAAGGAGGAGCAGGUCCGACUUCAGGCUCGGAAGUGGCUGGAAGAGCAGCUCAAACAGUACAGGGUGAAGCGCCAGCAGGAGAGGUCCAGUCAACCUGCAACCAAAACGAGACUUUCUAGCACGCUUGAUCCUGAGCUCAUGUUAAACCCAGAAAACUUGCCAAGGGCCAGCACCGUGGCUAUGACAAAAGAAUAUUCCUUCCUGCGCACCAGUGUCCCUCGGGGGCCUAAGGUGGGCAGCCUGGGGCUUCCGGCACACCCUAAGGAGAAAAAAAGUUCCAAAUCAAGCAAAAUCCGGUCUCUGGCUGAUUACAGAACUGAAGAUUCAAAUGCUGGGAAUUCCGGGGGAAAUGUUCCGGUUCCCGAUUCUACCAAGGGUUCCCUAAAGCAGAACAGAAGCAGUGCAGCAUCCGUUGUGUCUGAGAUCAGCCUGUCCCCUGACACUGACGACCGUCUGGAGAACGCCUCCCUGGCUGGAGACAGCGUGUCUGAGGUGGAUGGAAAUGACAGCGACAGCUCAUCGUACAGCAGCGCCUCCACCCGAGGGACCUAUGGCGUUCUGUCGAAGACCGUGGGCACGCAGGACACCCGCUAUAUGGUCAACGGCCAGGAGAUUCCUGCGGAUACGCUGGGCCAGUUCCCCUCUAUUAAGGACGUCCUCCAGGCUGCAGCCGCUGAGCACCAAGACCAGGGGCAGGAGGUCGACGGGGAGGUGCGGAGUCGGAGAGAGAGCAUCUGCAGCAGCGUGUCCUUGGAGAGCUCUGCAGCAGAACCCCAGGAGGAGAUGCUGCAGGUGCUCAAAGAGAAAAUGCGACUCGAAGGACAGCUGGAAGCCUUGUCACUGGAGGCGAGUCAGGCACUUAAAGAGAAGGCUGAGCUACAGGCCCAGCUGGCCGCCCUCAGCACGAAGCUGCAGGCACAGGUGGAGUGCAGCCAUAGCAGCCAGCAGCGGCAGGAUUCGCUCAGCUCGGAGGUGGACACUUUGAAGCAGUCGUGCUGGGACCUGGAGCGAGCCAUGACCGACCUGCAGAACAUGCUGGAGGCAAAAAAUGCCAGCCUGGCAUCAUCCAACAACGACUUGCAGGUGGCCGAGGAGCAGUACCAGAGGCUCGUGGCCAAAGUGGAGGACAUGCAGAAAAGCAUGCUCAGCAAGGACAACACAGUGCACGACCUGCGGCAGCAGAUGACAGCUUUGCAGAGCCAGCUUCAGCAGGUGCAGCUGGAGCGGGCGACGCUGACCAGCAAGCUGAAGGCAUCCCAGGCAGAGAUCUCGUCCCUGCAGAGUGUCCGGCAGUGGUACCAGCAGCAGCUCGCCCUGGCCCAGGAGGCCCGCGUCAGGCUGCAGGGGGAGAUGGCUCACAUCCAGGUUGGACAGAUGACCCAGGCAGGUCUCCUGGAGCACCUGAAACUCGAGAAUGUGUCCCUGUCCCAGCAGCUGACGGAAACUCAGCACAGGUCCAUGAAGGAGAAGGGACGGAUCGCGGCACAGCUGCAGGGUAUUGAGGCUGACAUGUUGGAUCAGGAAGCGGCCUUCCUGCAGAUUCAGGAGGCAAAGACAAUGGUGGAGGAGGACCUCCAGAGGAGGCUGGAAGAGUUUGAAGGCGAGAGGGAGCGGCUGCAGAGGAUGGCAGACUCGGCGGCAUCCCUGGAGCAGCAGCUGGAGCAGGUGAAGUUGACUUUGCUCCAGCGAGACCAGCAGCUUGAGGCUUUGCAGCAGGAGCACCUGGACCUGAUGAAACAGCUCACCUUGACUCAGGAGGCUCUGCAGAGCAGGGAGCAGUCUCUCGAUGCCCUGCAGACACACUACGAUGAGCUGCAGGCCAGGCUGGGGGAGCUGCAGGGCGAGGCUGCCUCCAGGGAGGACACGAUCUGCCUCCUGCAGAAUGAGAAGAUCAUCUUGGAGGCGGCUCUGCAGGCGGCCAAGAGUGGCAAGGAGGAGUUUAACAGAGGAGCAAGACGCUUGGAAGAAGGUACCGAGGAAACGUCGGAAACUUUAGAGAAGUUAAGAGAAGAAUUGGCCAUCAAGUCUGGCCAGGUGGAACACCUGCAGCAGGAGACUGCCACUCUGAAAAAGCAAACGCAAAAAAUGAAGGAACAGUUUCUUCAACAAAAGGUGAUGGUGGAGGCCUACCGGCGCGACGCCACCUCCAAAGACCAGCUCAUCAGUGAGCUGAAAGCCACCAGGAAGAGGCUGGACUCGGAGCUGAAGGAGCUGCGGCAGGAGCUGAUGCAAGUGCACGGGGAGAAGCGGGCCGCGGAGGCGGAGCUCUCGCGCCUGCACCGAGAGGCGGCCCAGGUCCGUCAGCAGAUGGCCGACCUUGAAGGGCAUCUCCAGUCGGCACAGAAGGAGCGAGACGAGAUGGAAACACACUUGCAGUCGUUGCAGUUCGAUAAGGAGCAGAUGGUCGCCGUCACAGAGGCCAACGAGGUGCUGAAGAAACAAAUUGAAGAGUUGCAGCAAGAAGCCCGGAAGGCCAUCACGGAACAGAAGCAGAAGAUGAGGCGGCUGGGCUCAGACUUGACCAGCGCCCAGAAGGAGAUGAAGACCAAACACAAGGCCUACGAGAAUGCCGUGGGCAUCCUCAGCCGCCGCCUGCAGGAGGCCCUUGCGGCCAAGGAGGCUGCGGACGCGGAGCUGGGCCAACUCCGAGCCCAGGGCGGCAGCGGUGACAGCAGCCUGGCUCUACAUGAAAGGAUCCAGGCCCUGGAGGCGGAGCUGCAGGCUGUCAGUCACAGCAAGACUCUGCUGGAAAAGGAACUGCAGGAGGUCAUUGCGCUGACUAGCCAGGAGCUGGAGGAGUCCCGGGAGAAGGUGCUGGAGCUGGAGGAUGAGCUUCAAGAAUCCAGAGGCUUCAGGAAGAAGAUAAAACGCCUCGAGGAGUCGAACAAGAAGUUGGCUCUCGAAUUAGAGCACGAGAAAGGGAAGCUUACGGGUCUUGGACAGUCCAACGCAGCUCUGCGGGAACACAACAGCAUCCUAGAAACAGCUUUGGCCAAGAGGGAGGCAGACCUAGUCCAGUUGAACCUUCAGGUGCAGGCGGUUUUGCAGCGCAAAGAAGAGGAGGAUCGCCAGAUGAAGCAGCUUGUCCAGGCCCUGCAGGCCUCACUAGAGAAGGAGAAGGAGAAGGUGAACAGCCUUAAGGAGCAGGUGGCCGCUGCCAAGGUGGAAGCCGGGCACAACCGCCGCCACUUCAAGGCGGCCUCCUUGGAGCUGAGUGAGGUGAAGAAGGAGCUGCAGGCCAAGGAACACCUGGUGCAGAAGCUGCAGGCUGAGGCCGAUGACCUUCAGAUUCGGGAGGGGAAACAUUCCCAGGAGAUAGCACAGUUCCAAGCAGAGCUGGCCGAGGCCCGGGUGCAGCUCCAGCUCCUGCAGAAGCAGCUGGACGAGCAGCUCAGCAAACAGCCUGUGGGAAACCAAGAGAUGGAAAAUCUCAAAUGGGAGGUGGAUCAGAAAGAAAGAGAAAUCCAGUCCUUGAAGCAGCAGCUGGACUUGACGGAGCAGCAGGGCAGAAAGGAACUGGAAGGGCUACAGCAGCUGCUGCAGAAUGUCAAGUCUGAGUUGGAGAUGGCCCAGGAAGAUCUGUCCAUGACCCAGAAGGAUAAAUUCAUGCUCCAGGCAAAAGUGUCGGAGCUGAAGAACAACAUGAAGACCCUGCUCCAGCAGAACCAGCAGCUCAAGCUGGACCUGCGCCGCGGUGCGGCCAAGACGAGAAAGGAGCCAAAAGGCGAGGCCAGCUCUUCCAACCCUGCCACGCCCAUCAAGAUCCCCGACUGCCCGGUUCCCGCCUCGCUGCUGGAGGAGCUGCUGAAGCCACCGCCUGCCGUGAGCAAGGAGCCCCUCAAGAACCUGAACAGCUGCCUCCAGCAGCUCAAGCAGGAGAUGGACAGCCUGCAGCGCCAGAUGGAGGAGCACACCCUCACGGUGCACGAGUCUCUGUCCUCGUGGACUCCGGUGGAACCAGCCACUGCCAGCCCUGCGGCCCCUGGGGGUCAUGCCAACCCACGUGGCAAUGCCCAGAGACACAGUCAGAGCAGGGCUUCCAAAGAAGGGCCGGGACAGUGACUGCUGCGGACUUGCCUCCGUGUACCACUGUCCGGAAUGCUGUCUUAUCAAUGUUAUUUAUUCGAUUGUGUGGCUGAUGUUUUUCUAAGACAUGAAAUUUAAAUUUUGUUUUGCCUUUAACAAGGAGUAAAAUAUAUAACAGAAUGAAAGCCAAGGAUUAGAAAAACAUUCGAAGAUUACAAUUAGCUUUUCCCAUGGAAUGACCAAAUCUUAAAAGCCUAAUAGGCUCUUGGCGAGGAGCUUCGAACGUGUCUGAAGGGUUACUUGUAGGACAUGUCUACUGAGCGGUCACCGGUGCUGCUUUCUGCAGGUGACAGGGAGAGGCUGCAUGACGGGGUGUGCGGCACCAGCGCCCGGCCAGGCCGGCUGCAGUCUCGGUUCCCUGUUCCGUUCAGUAAGAGCUUUACUUUUCUGCAGAAAUGAAAUUUUAUUUGCACCUUUGGCUUUUUGCUUGUUUUUUUGGGUAGCCAUCCCACCAUAGGAUGUGUACGUAGACAAUGAAGAUCAUAACCCAAUCUUUUUUUUUUUUUUUUGGAGAUGGAGUCUCGCUCUGUCGCCCAGGCUGGAGUGCGGUGGCACCAUCUUGGCUCACUGCAAGCUCCGCCUCCCGGGUUCACGCCAUUCUCCUGCCUCAGCUUCUCGAGUAGCUGGGAUUACAGACGCUCACCACUAUGCCAGGCUAAUGUUUGUAUUUUUAGUAGAGAUGGGGUUUCACCGUGUUGGUCAGGCUGGUUACGAACUCCUGACCUCAAGUGAGCCGCCCGCCUCAGCCUCCCAAAGUGCUGGAAUUACAGGCAUGAGCCACCGCGCUCAGCCUGUAACCCAAUCUUUAAUAAGCGUAUGCUCAUAUUAUUUAAGAAGAACCUAUUUGUCUUAUUAUUGAUUGCCUUUUGAAAAUUUGUUGGGAAUAAUUUACCUGUAGGAUUUAGGAAUGUCAGAAAAUUCUGCUCUAAGAAAUAUAAUUUUUUUAUUUACCUUCUAAAGCCAAAUAUUCUUACACAGAAAGGUCCUCUGUUCUGGUUUUACUUUGUUGCUAAGGGUCUUUCCUUCCUGCCAGUCUCUUCCUCUCAGGCCACUGGUCCUGUGUGAUUCCACCAUGGCUGGCCACCGGGAAGGGGCAGCUUGGACCCUUGGUCAGGCCUGAAGGCCAUCAGGAGGCACAAGGACACUGAGGCCCCGUAUCUGAUCCGACCUUUGUGGGGUACAGGGAGAGGCCAGAGGGAGAGGAAGGAAGGUGGAGGAGGAGGAGGAGAGCAGGCCAGGGGCUCCCUGCAGCGACUCCUGCCGUUUCUCCUGGAGCCACAGCCAGGUGUAGAUAGCAGGUGGUAACAAGCCUCACACUUCUAUGCCCAAGAGAAAAUCUUUACCAGUGUCUGAGGGAGCACCUGUACUCGUGCAGUCACCAAGAGAAGUCCUGGGUCCUUUGUGCUUACACCAGCAUCAUGUGGAGAGCAGAGGCGAUUUCUGAGAGAGACAGGCCAGCACCGUGAGGAAGGUGGCUGUGCUCUCCCCAGGUGUCUCAGAAACAGAUGCCUUAUUUAAAAUCAGCACUACGUGUGUGAGAUCUUCCGUUUCCCACCCCAACUCCUGAAACAUUGCAGACACUGCGAGAGUUGGGGUCUGUAAGUUGUCCCCUAGUUUGUUAAGAAAAUCUAAAAUAAUAUUUAUUGUAUGAGGAGAGAGAGAGAAUGGGUCCGUGUGGCCUCCUUUGCAGAGAUAUGGGUCUGAAACGAGGUUCUGAGUGUCACUGGCCAGGCCAGAUGUGCUCAUGUCCGUAUCUUGUGUCUGUUUUGUGGAGAAAACAGUAUGGUAUGUUUAUGCUACUUGUGUUCUGUUGUAAUAUACUUUUAGAAGGUUAAUUGGUAAGGUUAAGGUAGCAUUAACCACAAAGAUGUUUGGUAUUUAAAAAAUAUUCUCUAGCAAGUAUUAGAACUUCCAAAAUAUAUAUAUCAUUUGUACAGGGUUAAUUUUGAAAUAAUACUUGAAAAUUUCAUUAUAAAUAUAUCCUUUUUAUCUUAAGUUGAAGAUGUUAUUUACUAAAUUGUUCUUGUACCAUUAGAAAAGAAAAAUACAGUAAUUUACAUUCUUAUUUAUUGGGGCUGCACUACCCCUUUGUUUUAAUAUUAAAAUCAAGAAAUCGGGCCGGGCGUGGUGACUCAUGCCUGUAAUCCCAGUACUUUGGGAGGCUGAGGCGGGUGGAUCACCUGAGAUCAAGAGUUCCAGACCACUCUGGCCAACAUGGCAAAACCCUGUCUUUACUAAAAAUAUAAAACUUAGCUGGGUGUGGUGGUGCGUGCCUAUAAUCCCAGCUACUCAGGAGGCUGAGGCAGGAGAAUCACUUGAACCUGGGAGGUGGAGCUUGCAGUGAGCCGAGAUCGCGCCAUUGCACUCCAGCCUGGGCAACAGAGCGAGACUCCCGUCUCAAAAAAAUAAGAAAAAUUUUAAAAAUUAAAAUCAAGAAAUCACACACAUUCGAUGGGGAGUGACUUCUCAUAGAAAGUCCUCGAGUGAGCAAUGUUCACCGUGUAUUUUUUUUUCUCUUAGGACAAACUAAUUGUGAAAAUACUCAAGGGAAGGUAGCUCUGCGUUUCUCACCCCGCUUUUCCUGUGUGUGCCCUCGGGCGUGAUACCUCCCCGGUGCUCUGUGGCCGCUGGUGCCAGGGCCCCCUCUGGUUUGGCAGGGCCUGGCUGCCCUCGCUCUCCGCGGUGAGUCUUCUGGUGUUUUCAUGCACGGCUUGUGCUUCUGGAUCUGAGACCUCUUGUGUUCACACGGACACUGCCUUCAGGCUUCCUUUCUUAAGAAGAUGCCUAAAAGAGGAAGUUGGGUUUUUUGUUUGUUUGUUUUUUGAGACAGAGUCUCGCUCUGUCGCCCAGGCUGGAGUGCAGUGGUGUGACCUCGGCUCACUGCAAGCUCCACCUUCCGGGUUCAAGCCAUUCUCCUGCCUCAUUCUCCCGAGUAGCUGGGACUACAGUGCCCGCCACCACACUGGGCUAAUUUUUGUAUUUUUAUGGGGGUGGAGUUUCACCAUUUUGGCCAGGCUGGUCUCGAACUCCUGACCUCAGGUGAUCUGCCCGCCUCAGCCUCCCAAAGUGCUGGGUUUAAAGGCGUGAACCACCACCCCCAACUGAAGUUGAAGUUUUAAAUUGCCAGCUUUUUCUUUAUUGUCGAGGUUUUUUUCUUAUCUCCAAGGGACUCUCCCGGCACUUCUACCUCCCAGAGUGACUUCAGUGCGUACAGUUUGAAUUAUUUUCUUCUUGUGGGCAGCAGUGGGAAUGAUGGAAUAUCCUCAUGGAAAAGGCAGUGAAGUCGGGAGUAUUGCUUAGAAAACAGGGUCCCCAGAGCAUUAUGCUGCGUGUUUGUCCCCACGCUGUGUCACAACAGGCUUGGGCACUUCACGAUGUCACUGCUUUUCUGAUGCUCCCAAAACAAUGUAACUUGGUUUUCAUGUGUUUUUUUCCAUGGUGUGUGUGAGAUUGAUGCUACGGGUCUUACGGACUCACACCCCUGUUCCCAACCUCUGCAAUAUGGAUCAGGCAGUGAUUUUGAUAGGAUGUGAAACGGACUCUCCUCAGGUGGGUCCAGCAGGGCCCUGCCCCCCAGAACAUAGUCCAUGCCGCACUGUGCUGUGCUAGGGAGUUUGCCCUCAACUCUCCUUGGUGUAGGGUGCCCACAACAUAGAGUUCUAGUUCCCUGAGGUCUUUAAAAACAAAAACAGAAUGUUGUAUGUGAAGAUUCUCAGAGGGGAGGGGACCAGCAAAUCUGAGAGAGAACCGUUCUGGAGCCUCCCUUCGAGGAGCCCUCUGACGUGAGGACUUGAGCGAUGCUGUGGUGUGAGGCGUUCUCAGCUCACUGACCAGAAGGUCCAGGCAAAUCUCCAUCAUACAGUGAUCUCAGGCUCUCACAGGAUCCUGAGGGAAAUGUUAGAGGGUCUGGAAAAUUCAGUGCUUUUGAGUUACUCAUUUUUAUUAAAAAUUUCCUCACAAAAGAGAGCCCUCAAGUUGUGGCUGUUCUGGGGAAAGGGGUCACCUUGUCUGACAAAGUGUAACUUUAAAAAGCACGUUGAUUUUUUACAAAUGUAAGUGUGCUUGGGAAUUCCUUAAAUUUUGUGCAAUAAACUAUUUUUUGGUAAAGAUU